UUGUUACCAUUUAUAUAUUUUUUUUCCAUUUUAUUAUUCAUUCACAAAAAUAAAAAUGUCGACACCCGUACGGGCUGUUCGUCAAGUAAAGCCAGUUUUAUCAUUAUCUAAAGCUGAAGCUCAUAGAAGAGUCUUAAAUUUAUACAGAUCAUGGUACCGACAAAUACCUUAUAUUCUAUUGGAUUAUCAUAUUCCCAAGAGUGAAGAUGACUUGAAAGCCAAAAUUCGAGAAAAGUUUUACGAAAACAAAAAUGUCACUGAUAUACGUAUAAUUGAUCUUCUUGUCGUUAAGGGUCAGAUGGAGCUGAAAGAAACGUCAGAGAAGUGGAAAAAUAAAGGAACUUUAAUGAAUUACUUCAAUGAUACUGUCGAAAAAAAGCCAACUGGUUUUAUGGCAAAGUUUUUGAAUGGUCAAGAUUAAUUUUGAACUGUUAAAAGUAGUUUAAGAAUUAUUAAAAAAUUUUCGUUAUUAACUAAGCUCUUCUCUAGUAAUUUAAGAUGAAGAUAAUAAACUGUAUAUAAGAGAUUA
Messenger RNA from Cotesia glomerata, 529 nucleotides. RefSeq names its product NADH dehydrogenase [ubiquinone] 1 alpha subcomplex subunit 6 (gene ND-B14). Gene Ontology annotation, biological process: response to oxidative stress. NCBI's taxonomy places the organism in Eukaryota, Metazoa, Arthropoda, Insecta, Hymenoptera, Braconidae. The transcript has 3 exons. The record is from RefSeq and is a predicted model, not a curated record. Bases 56 to 421 code for a protein of 121 amino acids.